CACUACGGUGGCUGUUGGCACUGAUUUCACUUUCUACCUUUCACAACAACAAAAAACAACAUUUGCAGAAUAAAAAAAAAAGAAAAAUAAGUAACCCUUAAUUUGUACAUUAAUUAAAUAAAAUAUGAAUAGUUUAGGAUGGGCUUUAAUAAUAAAACGUGGAUGCUUCUGCUCAAAAGAGACAUUAACAAUAAGUGGGACCAAAUAUACAAUAAAAGACAGACUGGCGCAAGGUGGUUUCAGCUUGAUAGAUCUCGCCGAAAAUAAUAUAACGAGAAAGUUGUAUGCUGUAAAACGAAUUACAUGUCACAGCAUUGACGACCAGAACAUAGCCCUAAGGGAAAUUGAAAAUUGCCGUCGCAUAGAUUCGGAAAAUGUUAUUAAAGUUAUUGACUACGAGCUAAAGGGAUCAGCAGAUAUUGUGAUAAACACAACGAGUUCUUUAUACAUUGUAUUGCCAUACUACAAGAAUGGCUCUUUGCACGACCACCUGCAAAUGCGAGCGAAAAGGCAGGACCAUAUGCCAGAGUCGCAAAUAAUGCAAAUAUUUCUUGGAAUCUGUGAGGGCCUAAGGGCGAUUCAUGAUGCUAAACCAGUGCCUUUGGCCCACCGUGAUCUGAAGACUGCGAAUAUAUGCUUGUCAGAUUCCUUUGAACCAAUCAUCGUCGAUUUAGGUUCGAUGACACAGGCUCGUCUGCAAAUUUGCGGUCAAAGCGAAGCUCAACGACUACAGGAUGAGGCUGAGGAACGCAGUUCCAUUGUUUACAGGGCUCCGGAGCUAUUUAGCGUAAAAUCGUAUUGUACUGUGGACGAAAGGAGCGAUAUAUGGAGCCUGGGUUGUGUAUUGUAUGCUAUGUGUUUUUUCCACUGUCCAUUUGAUCCUAUUUAUGAAAAAGGUGAUAGUGUAGCAUUGGCGGUACUAAGUGGUAACAUUAACAUUCCUGAAAGUUCAAUAUAUUCACAGGAUAUGCAUGAACUUAUUAACUACAUGCUGCGUAUGGACCCCAUGGAGAGACCAUUUAUUUAUAGUGUGAUUGAGAAAUGCCACGAUCUGAUACAAAAGCUUGAAGGUCGUGUUUAGCACAUUCCAAUAGCUGGCACAUGUGUUAUUAUCUCCAUUAAAUGCAUACAUACACCUUUUCAAGGAAUAUUCCGUUUACUAAGUUUACAUUAUA
Stomoxys calcitrans (stable fly) is the source of this 1175-nucleotide messenger RNA. RefSeq names its product serine/threonine-protein kinase 16. The record is from RefSeq and is a predicted model, not a curated record. The transcript is spliced from 4 exons. Gene Ontology annotation, molecular function: ATP binding; protein serine/threonine kinase activity. Gene Ontology annotation, biological process: protein phosphorylation. The coding region runs from base 125 to 1081 and encodes 318 amino acids. Gene Ontology annotation, cellular component: Golgi apparatus; cytoplasm. Lineage: Eukaryota; Metazoa; Arthropoda; Insecta; Diptera; Muscidae.